Messenger RNA from Acanthoscelides obtectus, 218 nucleotides. Lineage: Eukaryota; Metazoa; Arthropoda; Insecta; Coleoptera; Chrysomelidae. The record is from the annotation of a GenBank genome assembly.
CAACAUACCCGUUACUUAUCCCGUAUUAUGGAAUAUAGCGAGGACAUUUUUAAUUUCCUUUCCAUCGUCAUACCUAGUGGAAAGGGGGUUCAGCGCUGUUACCAAUCUCCUAAUCAAUAGCCGAGGAGAUUUAAGAUUAACCCUUACAAAAUUGACGCCAAAUGUUGAUAAUUUAUUGUUAAAGCAUCAGGUUCACCCUUCUCACUAAAAAUAUUGAC